UGCGCUGUGUACCUCGGACACAGCGAAUCACCGAUCCACGGAAAGAGCCGAAGAUGACGGCUCGGUCAUGUGAUCAGCUGUGUCAAAUCACAGCUGAUCACAUCAGCGCCACCUGUCAGUGUCCAUCAGUGCCAGCUUAGUGCUCAUCCAUGCCACCUGCCAAUGCCCAUCAGUGCCACAUUUUAGUGCACAAUGCCACAUAUCAGUGCCCAUCUGAGCUGCCUUUCAGUGUCACCCAUCAGUGCCAGUCAGUGCCACCUAUCAAUGCCAGUCAGUGCCACCUAUCAGUGUGCAUCAGUGCCGCCUAUAAGUGCCACCUAACAGUACCAGUCAGUGCCACCUAACAGUGCCAGUCAAUGCCACCUAACAGUGCCAUAUACGAGUGCUGCCUUUCAGUGCCCAUCAGUGAUGCCUGUCAAUGACCAUCGGUGCCACCUACUAGUGCCUCCUCAUCAGUG
This is a messenger RNA of Staurois parvus, 458 nucleotides long. Lineage: Eukaryota; Metazoa; Chordata; Amphibia; Anura; Ranidae. The record is from the annotation of a GenBank genome assembly.